Messenger RNA from Phycodurus eques (leafy seadragon), 3759 nucleotides. Its product is annotated as phosphoribosyl pyrophosphate synthase-associated protein 2. Gene Ontology annotation, molecular function: magnesium ion binding; ribose phosphate diphosphokinase activity. The record is from RefSeq and is a predicted model, not a curated record. Bases 669 to 1742 code for a protein of 357 amino acids. The transcript is spliced from 11 exons. Gene Ontology annotation, biological process: 5-phosphoribose 1-diphosphate biosynthetic process; purine nucleotide biosynthetic process. NCBI's taxonomy places the organism in Eukaryota, Metazoa, Chordata, Actinopteri, Syngnathiformes, Syngnathidae. Gene Ontology annotation, cellular component: cytoplasm; ribose phosphate diphosphokinase complex.
ACGCGAGUACCGGGGAGAAAUGAUGGCAAAGCGCAGUGGCCCAUUUGGCAGCUCUUACGCGCAGGAGAUUGACGAUGUAUGCAACUUUGGAUUUGUUGGUCGGAAAGCUCAGCGGUUUUAGGUCAAAUACUAGAGUGCAGUUUAGAAUAAAUGGACUGCAUGAGCCGAGGUUUCCCCGAGUAAGUUUCGGGAGGGGGAACGUACGGGAGACGGAGUCGAUCGGAGGCCGCGGGCUCGGGAAGAAUACUCACGGGAGGAUUGCGGAGAUGGCUCGGGGAAGACAGGAGGGAUACUUGUUGCGCGAGAGCGUUUAACGAGUCCAUGAUUUUGCGGAGGGCUUUGUCUUGUCUGUCGAUACGGUGGGCGAGCGCUUCCCUCAACGCUUGUGUCGUCGCUGGGUCCCGAGUAUUCUGUCACGGUGCAAGUUGGAUUGGACCCAAGAGCAGAUCGAGGCGGAGGGAGUAGAUUUCGAACGGUUUAUUGCAGGUUGACACAGGGUAAGGAUAUCCAAGGCGGGGUGCUGAACCAGCGGGACAAGGAGCGAGCAGGAAGCGAGAACGUGAGCAGGAGACGGGAAAGAACACAAUCGGGAAGGGCUCAGCACGGCGUGGGUGCCCAGGGAUCCUCUGCCCGAGUGUGUGCAGAGUAGCGGUCAAAACCCUAACGACAUGAACCACACCAAGGGCGGCCUGGUUAUCUUCACCGCCAACUCGCACCCCUCCAGCCGUGAGUUGGGCAAGAGGAUUGCCGAGCGAUUAGGGCUGGAGCUUGGCAAGGUGCAGGUGUACCAGGAAGCCAACAGAGAAACGCGUGUACAAAUCCAAGAGUCCGUGCGAGGGAAGGAUGUCUUUGUGAUUCAGACCGUGUCCAAAGAUGUGAACACGACUAUAAUGGAGAUGCUGAUCUUGGUGUAUGCAUGCAGGACAUCUUGUGCAAAAAGCAUCACUGGCGUCCUCCCCUACUUCCCUUACAGUAAACAGUGCAAAAUGAGGAAGAGAGGCUCCAUUGUCUCCAAGCUUAUUGCCUCCAUGAUGUGUAAAGCAGGGCUCACACACCUGAUCACCAUGGACCUCCAUCAGAAGGAGAUUCAAGGCUUUUUCAACAUCCCAGUAGACAACCUGAGAGCGUCGCCCUUCUUGUUGCAGUACAUCCAAGAAGAGAUCCCUGACUACAGGAAUGCUGUGAUUGUGGCCAAAUCCCCAGCUUCUGCCAAAAGGGCCCAGUCGUUUGCCGAGCGCCUGCGUCUCGGUAUCGCGGUGAUCCACGGCGAAGCUCAGGAUGCCGAGUCCGACCAGGUCGACGGGCGACACUCGCCGCCCACUGUCAAGACCACUGGAGCCAUUCAUCCAAGCAUGGAGAUACCAUUGUUGAUUCCCAAAGAAAAGCCGCCCAUCACUGUCGUAGGAGAUGUAGGAGGCCGCAUCGCCAUCAUAGUGGACGACAUCAUCGACGACGUCGACAGUUUUGUGGCGGCGGCGGAGACGCUGAAGGAACGAGGGGCCUACAAGAUCUUCAUCAUGGCAACGCACGGAAUCCUCUCCUGCGACGCCCCCAGAUUCAUCGAGGAGUCCGCCAUCGACGAGGUGGUGGUGACCAACACGAUCCCUCACGAACUGCAGAAGCUUCAGUGUCCGAAGAUCAAAACGGUGGACAUCAGCAUGAUCCUGUCGGAGGCCAUCCGACGCAUUCACAACGGAGAGUCCAUGUCCUAUCUUUUCCGCAACAUAGGAGUGGAUGACUGAAGGAUCUGUACACACGCGCACUCACAUACGCUGUUACAUGCCAUUUGCCUUGUCAGACCUCAAAGUGUACACUGUAUAUACACUGAUGAUGUCCUCCAUGUUUCGUUACAUUAAUGUAGAAGCAAGCCCUUCCUUAGUGUUCACAUAUAGUACUCACCAAAAGUUAGGGAUAUUGGGCCUACAGAUGAAAUUUCUGCCCGAACCUGAAAUGUGUAACAGCUGCUGUUUGCCGGGAAUAGCGGAAAUGUGCUCGUCACUGAUGCUGGCCACCCGAAGGGUUUGUAAUUGCCUCUGGAGGCCAAAAGACGGUGGCAAAGGCUGACCAAACGGUGCCUACGCAAGCGUAUAGAUCAGGGGAGGGCAAAUUAUUGUUUUGGCCAGUGAAUACGGGAGUUUCAACGAAGGGUAGGUUCCAAGCAGGUUAUCUGACCUCGAAACCUUUGAAUGCGCAGCUCACUUCGAUGUUUCAGUACUUUUUGCGCAAUGUUCAAUUGUGCAACAGAAGUUGAACGGCAAGCUACGCAACAGGAGUUUGAACCGUGCGCGGAGGAGUCCGCUGGCUGGUUCAGUUUUUAUGAGCAGCCCUUUUCACAUUUUGAUGGCAUGAGACCAAGGCGAAGUUGAACAAUCGAUCACGAGUACCUCGCCGCACGUCGGCAGGUUGCAACAGAAAUACAAGGAGACUGGAAGAGUCACAGAAAGGCAUAGAAGGGGGCAGCCUUUUCCAAUCAGCUCCUUGUUAGAGAACAGCAAGUUGUGUUAAAAGAACUGAAACAUAAGAGUUGGGUAGCGCAUCCUGAAAUUUGAUCCGAAAGCCGAAUAUCCUGAAAUGUUAGGAGUAUUCUCGAUGACUGAUAGACCCCUCCGCAAAGUAGUGCUUUUCUUCCACGCAGUUUCAGCUUCUCAAUGCACCGCCGUCACUCCUGUCUCAAGUAAAAUAGCAGUCUCUCACUCCUUUGUUUCUUCAUUUCCCCUCCAUGCCAAUUGUCCUCUUUCUCAACAUUGUUUGUAGUAUUUACAGUUCCCGCAAAGCAGCGCAAUAGAAUUUUACAUUUUUUUUAAUUUUUAAUUUUUUUUUUUAAAUGUCCAAGCAAGUUCAUUUGUCAAAAUGUUCAAUCCUCAUUAAAUCUUCCGGGUUUCAGGGAUUAUAGCAGGAACUCCGUUGUUUUGUGUCUGUUUUUCUCUCAGCAGUCGGGGUGACAUUUCUAGCAGAGGUUGCUGGUAAAUCAGCAAGUUGUCUUUAGAAUUAUUGUUAGCGAUGAUUGUCCACAAGGAAAGAUUGUAUCACACGCAUGUGAGUGCCUUUGGGCGGAACACACGCACACAGACGCACGAGUCCUUCGCCAGAUAGUCCAGUCAUUCAGGACAGAUCUUGUCAUAAAUCAGGUUUUGACUCGUUUUUCUAAGCAUCCUGCUGCUUUUCAUUUUAAGCUUCUUGGUCCGGUUCUGUUUUGUUUGGUCAGUGUAUUAUGCUACUGAUGCGGAUGGAGUCGGAAGGACUCGUCGUCGUUGCCGUAGUUGCAACCGGGGUCAAAUCUACUACUUGCUAAAUUUGAACUGGAAUUCGUUUUAUUUAUUUUGUAUUUUUUGAUAAUGUCUUCCGAUGCUUCUGAAAUACUGCGUGAGUGUAUCCAUUUAACACUAGGGGCUAUUAUCUAAUCAAUACCUCCUUGUGUUUGAUAGCCACGAUACCACAAAGCUGUUCAAAGUUCUGGGAUGAUGUGGACGUCAAUUUGUCCUUUUUGAAAAGUCACGUCACCCAAGUCAAUAUUUGUAAAAGCUUGUUGUUGUUGGUCUGAUGAAGGGUAAUUGAGCCAUCAUUAUCAUGAUCAAACAGUAAUGGAGUUCGUCCUUAUCACGUUUCCAUCGAAGAGAUGGAAAGCUAGGAAGCGAACACUGUUUUUCUAGUAAACAAAUUGACUGAAGCAGGUCUUUGUCACUUUGCCACAUGUGGUCCAAAAAUGUUUUGUAUUUAUUUUCAGCACUAACUGAAUAAACAUGAAAAUAAAGUCUCCCU